This is a messenger RNA of Daphnia pulicaria, 1467 nucleotides long. RefSeq lists its product as uncharacterized. Lineage: Eukaryota; Metazoa; Arthropoda; Branchiopoda; Diplostraca; Daphniidae. The annotation marks the transcript as partial. The transcript has a single exon. The record is from RefSeq and is a predicted model, not a curated record.
UUCGAGCUACCAUUCUUUCACCUGAUCAACGCCUCAGCGCCCUUGGCGUUACUGGAACCGAGACAGACUCCACGAAAGGUGUUACAGGCAGCCAGGCGCCUGAAGGACGCCAUCGCUCGGCUUCCCGAGGAUAAACGUCUAGCAAUUGAGAGGGAAGACCAAAUCCUCGCGGACAACGCCAGGAUCGCACGCGAGUCGCGACUCAACGCCAGGGAGGCGGCAAAACGGAAAGCAAUUAUCCACGAGGAGGCCCUCCUGGACCACGACGCCCUCGACCUCGAGAAGCGAUUCUUGGAGCUGGACGCCAAGCGUAGGCGUACAACCGACGCCCCACUCAUCGUACAGGUCAACUGUACUCCAACGCAAACCGGGCUCCCGGCCAAAGAGCGCGUAUUAGUCGAGGGGACGUUCACCGGACCGCCAGGCCCCCACGCCACGACAAUUGGGAAAAUCACCGCCCGACUUCGAGCAGAGAGAGCGUUGGAAGAGCGCAUCGCUCGGACUGGUGCAAUCCGUACGGGAAUUUUAACUCCGCCGGUAACCCCGUUACCGCCACUACCGACCCCAGAGGAACUGCACGUCCCGUCAGCCGAGACUCUUCCAACGACUCCCGGCCCUCUCCCGUCUACCCCUAGACGCCAGCGCACGGAGGCCGAACUGGUGCAGAGUUUAACAAAGGACGGCUGCACUCUCCGCCCGGUUUUAACGCGGAUCGACACACCGAUAGACAAGCCGACUAAAGGAAAGUCUCUCCGCAAAGGAUCGAAGUCCAACGCCGAUACACCACAGCCUGUGCCGUCCUCAAGCUCGGCCACGGAGACUGACCUCGAGUCUCUAAGGAUCAAAGUCAUAAAGGCAGCGACACCGAAGAUAAAAGAAGUCCUCCGGGAAUAUUGUACGGUUGCGCCACGGUCCAAGACUCCGGAUAGCCGAAAGAAAACUCAGCACGCAGAGAGACAAACUCGGAGCAGGUCAACCGGCCGAACACCCAGGCAACGGGAGUUGUUCGGAACAGAAGACGAGGAGGCCCUUCUACAGGACCCACCCGCCUCAACCAGCACUGCUCCGUCCUCGCGUCCUACCAUUCGGGGUCGCUCUCGGGUCCGCCGCAUCUCAUCAGACGACGAGCUCGAAGAACAGCACGACGUAGGACGGGGAGAAGAUUGGGUCCAAGGCAUCUGGGCCUCAGACCCGGGCAAUGACGAGCCACCACCGUCCAACGGCACCACUAACAGAAACUAAACGGACACAUCUCCUGAGCAGCGGAACACCUUGCUGCUCAGGAAAAGCACAGAUGAGACGGAGCGCUCAGAUCACCAGGCCGAGGCAACACCCUAUCCAUCGGCCAACUUUUACAUGCUAGCCCUUGAAACCCAGACAUUAUGCGGCGGAACAUUAUGCAGUUUCCCUAUUGUAGAAGGGGUCCUUGUUAUCAAUGAUGGGACUUAGACGAAAUCCUAGAAUAUC